GGUGUUGGAGCUUGCAGGAGUGCUGACAUUAUCCACAGCCAGGGAGAAAAGUACCUGUGUCGCCACCUCUGGGUGUCCUAACACUCGAGUUAACAAGCACGAACUCAAAGUGUUCUUUCCUCAUUGCGCACAUGGAAAGAGGGAGCAACUUUAGAUGAUCAAGUAAUAGGAGGAAAACCAAAACCUAACUGCGUAAAAACAGAUACAAUAAAGCAUGGAAACGAACGGGAUCGAAAAUAAAAACAACGGUAUGGAGAAUGAUAGGGACCUCCAGUUCCUCCUGAAGGGGGGAGACCUCCUCAAGGUCCGCUCCUCGUCCUGGAAAAAGACCCGCUACUUCAGACUCAUGGAGGACUGCAAGACCAUGUGGCGCGAAUCAAAGAGAACCUUCAAGACAAGCAAGACCUGUGAGUGCUGCUGCAGUCCAAGCUUCCCACCUGCAUUUAAGGUUGAUGAAAUCUCAGCGGUGCGAAUGGGACGUCAGUCAGACGGCCUGAGGAAGAACACGGAGGAGCAGGUGGAGAGCCGAUGCUUCUCCAUCAUGUUCAAGGGCCGCCGCAAGAACCUGGACCUCAUCGCCAGCUCCGAGGACGAGGCCAGGCAGUGGGUCAACAGCCUGCAGAAAAUACUGUCUGGCAUAAACAACCUCAGCCCCCAGAAGAAGACAGAGCAUUGGAUCUUCAACUGCCUGAGGAAAUCUGAUAAGAACAAAGAUGAUAAGCUGAGUCUGUCAGAGCUCAAAAACUUCAUGCAUCUGAUUAACAUCGAGGUGGAUGAUGACUACGCUGAGAUGCUUUUCGAGAAAUGCGACAAAUCCAAUUCUGGAUACCUGGCCGAAGAGGAGAUCAAACAUUUCUAUGACCUGUUGACCCAUCGGGAGGAAAUAGACGUGAUCUAUGGGGAGUAUGCUAAAACGUCAGGCUUUAUGAGUCCUCAGAACCUGGUGGACUUCCUGAAGAAAGAACAAAGGGAGGACAUCACACUGGCUGAUGCACAUAACAUAAUCCAGAAGCAUGAGCCAGACGAAACUGCCAAAGAGAAGAAGCUGCUGUCCAAAGAUGGCUUCCUCAUGUACCUGCACCAUCCGGAGGCUUUGGUUCUCAAUCCCGAUCACAGAGGGGUGUACCAGGACAUGAAUCAGCCCCUCAACCACUACUUCAUCUCCUCCUCGCACAACACCUACCUCAUGGAGGAUCAGCUUCAAGGUCCCAGCAGCACAGAAGCUUAUAUCAGGGCUCUGCUGAAGGGCUGCCGCUGUGUGGAGCUGGACUGCUGGGACGGGUCGGAUGGUGAACCAGAGAUCUACCACGGCUACACACUCACCUCUAAGAUCCUCUUCAAAGACGCCAUCAAAGCCAUUAAGGAGUAUGCCUUUAAGACGUCAGAUUACCCGGUUAUCCUCUCCUUGGAGAAUCACUGCAGCGUGGAGCAGCAAGAAGUCAUGGCCCACCACAUGAGCUCCAUCCUUGGCAGUGCCCUCGUCACCUCACCCCUGGGGGACGGCAUGCCCAAAGGCUUUCCUUCUCUACAGGAGCUGAAGGGGAAGUUCUUGAUCAAAGGGAAGAGGUUAAACAAACUGGAGGCCACUUUUGCUCCUGAUAACACUGAAGAUGACGAAGAGGACAUGACGGAGGAGGAAGAGUCGGACGACGAAGAUGAGGAGCAAGAGAAAAAGAAGGAGAAAAAGAAGCUGAAACUGGCGAAGGCUCUGUCCGACAUGGUGGUCUACUGUAAGAGCGUCCACUUCCACGGCUUUGAGGACGCCAGGCAAAACCUGAGCUUCUACGAGAUGUCGUCCUUCAAGGAGAAGAAGGCCUUGGAGCUGGCAGGAGAGUCGGCUAAUGCCUACAUCCAUCACAACGUGGAGAAGCUGAGCCGCAUAUAUCCAGCUGGCUCCAGGACCAACUCCUCCAACUACAACCCUGUACCUCUGUGGAACGCCGGCUGCCAAAUCGUGGCUCUUAACUUCCAGACCACCUGCACAGCCAUGGACGUAAACCAGGGCAGAUUCCUGAUUAACGGAAAGAGCGGCUACGUCCUGAAACCUGCCUACAUGAAGGACCCAUCCUCAGAGUUUGACCCUGUCACACUGACCCAAGGAGAAUGGCUGCAGCACAAGAUGCUCCACAUCAUGGUUAUUUCAGGCCAGCAGCUCCCCAAAGUGAGCCAGAAGAAAUCCUCCAUCGUUGACCCGCUGGUGAGGGUGGAGGUGUACGGAGUGCCGGAUGAUAAUUCAGAGACAAAGACCAGUGCUGUCGAUAAUAAUGGUUUUAACCCUGAAUGGAAUGAGAACAUUGAGUUUCAAGUGCACGUGCCUGACUUGGCACUGGUACGCUUCACCGUGGAAGACCACGACUCCGCAACUUCUAAUGAGUUUGUGGGGCAGUACACACUCCCAUUCAACAGCUUAAAAAUGGGAUACAGACAUGUGCCGCUGCUCAAUAAGAAUGGAGACCUCCUCCCCUCAGCUGGACUCUUUGUACACAUCAUGGUCACCGAUGCCAACUGAGAAUGUCACCACCAAAGACCUGCAUCUCACAGCCCAGUCCUGCUGUUUUAAAAUGUAUUUUUAUGCUCAUUAGUUUUGGUUUAUGCUUAAUUUAUUGGCUUAAUUCCAGUGGUUUUAUCAGCUACUCUAAACAGCAAAUCAGUCUACAAAACAAGGCACAGCAAACUUCGUCUGCAAUCAGCCAUUGUAUUGGUAAGGUCCAAUUACUAAUGAAGAGGAUAAGGGACACAUGUGAAACAUGUUUGGGAGAUCUGACCAAAAGUCCGAAUUCUGACUUAAAUCUUCAAAUUCUGACUAUUUUUUCUUUGUAAUUACUUUUCUCCAAAUUCUUACUUUAAUCUCUGAAUUCAGGUUUUUUUCUCUGAAUUUAGACUUUCUUAGAACCAAGCCAAAAUGAACUUUUGGUAAGAUCUCAACAUUUUAUGGCCCUGAUCCUCUUCCGUACAUUACAAACUGUUUUACCAAUUUUUGUUUUGUAUUAGCUGCACUAGUGUUUUAACAAGUUCAGUUUGGGGUGCCAUUGAUUUCUUAUUUUUAAAAGAUGGCUUGUGUCCCUCAUUUUGGGUCAGUUAAUGUUUUGUCUAUUUAAAUAUUUUUAUUACAUUUAUGAAUUCUGGCGAAACAUUAGCCAAUGUUAAAAAACGAUGUGCUUCGUAUCUAUCAGUAAUUAUAGUUAUAGAAAGUGAUUAUUUUACACGUGACAUCAUCACAACUUCUUCUUUUUGUAAAUCAAGAUGAAGAUAAAAGUUUUAAACUUAAAUGUGCCUCAGUGGGUUUUUGUUUUCCAGCCCUUAACCAAAACAGUUUCUCUUAUCUGGUACGCUUGAAUAAACUCCACAUCUCAUCUAGUGGUACCAUACGGAGUAGUACGACUGUAUAGUGGUCAAUAACUUCUAUUCUCCAAUUCUCCUUCACUAACAAAGGUUACAUGUAGGGGCAAACCAGGUGCCUUUUUGGACCACUUUAUUAUAUGCAAACAAUAAAAGAAAGAUAGCUGUUGGUAGCUGAGCCUCUUAAGCCUUUCCUUAGAAUGAAACCAUUAACCUAGUGAACUUUGGAUGCACACACCUUCGGUAAACACAGCGCCAGUCCAGAAAUAAUACUAUAGGAUGUCUGGUUAGUUUGUGUGUUAGCUUAAGAGUUGAGUGGCAUGAAAGUCUUUUCUCUAAUGUUUUUGUUUUUAUUUUAAUGUAUGUAUUUAAUACAGCAAUUAGUCAUAUUUGAUAAAAACAAUGGAAACGUGUUGCUUUUAGUGACUGUCUCUAGCUCUUGCUAUGAAGCCUGAUACAGGUGUGAAUGUUUCAGUACCUCACGAUUAAUUCAGCAGUUCCUGAAUCAAAUAUUUGCAGUUAGCUUACAUUACAUUUCGCUGACACUGUUAUCCAAAUCAACUUAGUUACAAAAAAACAUAGUGAUUCAAACUCCGAACAACAAGGAAAGUGAAGAUAUAGUCACUUCAGACAAGUCAUACCAUUGUAUUUGCUGGUCAAUUCGUUACAAGGCCUAAGCUAACUCUUUGAAGUGCUUUUUUUCUACAGGAAUUGAAUUGCCAAGGUAAAAUUAAAAACGAUACGUUUUCAGUUUGCCAUGGAAGAUAUGCAGAGUUUCUGCUGUCCUGAUGUCAAUGGGGAGCUCAUUCCACCAUUUAGGAGCCAGGAAAGCAAACAGGCGUGAUUUUGAGGGGUACCUGGGUCCCACUCUUAGUGAGGGAGUAGCAAGCAGAUUGGCUGACGCCGAGCUAAGUGCACGUGCUGGAGUGUUUCAUCAAGGCCUGGUUAGCUUAGCUUAGGCUAGCUGCUCAUAAACUUGUCCAUUUCAAAUAGUGUUCACAAAAAAACAUUAGAAAACCGGGAUUUUUGGGGGAAUUUUUCAACAAAUCACACAAUAAUGAGUGACACAACUUUGACUUACUGUUGCAAUAUCCAUCUUCUUUUAUAGAUAAAAUACUUUUUGAGGUGGAUUUUUGGGUCAUCUCAGGAGAUAAUUUGUUAUAACAAAACAAUUAAUUGAUUAAUCGAAGAAAUAAUGGACAGGUUAAUACAAUUAAAAAACAGCUUUAACAGACAGGGAAAAAUGUGAAUCCAGACUAAUUUCAAACAAUUUCUCUUUGGCUUUCAUUAAUCUACCAUAUCUUACAAGUUAAUAAAAAGUUUGACAUGAUAAUUGUUUCAAUGAAGCCUUUUAUUAUGGAAAUGAAGAAAAAACUGAUGCUCAGGAUGACAACACGCUGCAAACACUCCAAGUAAAGCAACAAGAACAGGCGAGUUUGUUUGUUUUUUUGAAAGGAAAAAUAAAUGUAUAACCUCACCAACAAAUAAAAACACCCCACAGUGACUUGAACUCAA
Eleginops maclovinus (Patagonian blennie) is the source of this 4854-nucleotide messenger RNA. Its product is annotated as 1-phosphatidylinositol 4,5-bisphosphate phosphodiesterase delta-1-like. The coding region runs from base 215 to 2509 and encodes 764 amino acids. The transcript has 15 exons. The record is from RefSeq and is a predicted model, not a curated record. Gene Ontology annotation, molecular function: phosphatidylinositol-4,5-bisphosphate phospholipase C activity; calcium ion binding. Gene Ontology annotation, biological process: lipid metabolic process; release of sequestered calcium ion into cytosol; phosphatidylinositol-mediated signaling. NCBI's taxonomy places the organism in Eukaryota, Metazoa, Chordata, Actinopteri, Perciformes, Eleginopidae.